This is a messenger RNA of Zea mays, 1604 nucleotides long. Its product is annotated as transcription factor DIVARICATA. Lineage: Eukaryota; Viridiplantae; Streptophyta; Magnoliopsida; Poales; Poaceae. The coding region runs from base 750 to 1604 and encodes 284 amino acids. The record is from RefSeq and is a predicted model, not a curated record. Gene Ontology annotation, molecular function: DNA binding. The transcript has 3 exons.
UUCUUUUUUUCCUUGUUGCCCAAUGUAGACCACCAUGUGACCCUCUUGUUUGGUGGCAAAUGGUUUUCCAUGCGCCCCAACCUUGGCCGCUGCUAUUUUGGACCAUGCCGACGAGGAGCAAACUACUGAAACUAGGCAGGCAGAAAUUUUGUAAAGAAGCACACAGUAUGGUACAUAUAAUAACAAUAUGCCUACAUAAAUAUAUUAUGUGUAUAUAAAUUAAGUUAAAGCGGCAGCAGCCGAGUCUAGUAUUGGGAGAAGCGGCAAGCAAAGCAACGGCCAAUAAAGAUAAGCGGGGCGAAGGGUCCAUCACGACCACGACGUCGCCCCUGCGACCACAGAGAAAGUAUAACUCCUCCAGCCUGGAUGGGGUCGAUGGCCGAACACGCAUCUCGCGCACGGGGCAACGCCGAGCUUCCCGCUGCCUGCUCCGUGCUCGCUCGAGUGGCGGCAGCAAGAUAGAGCGAAGGAGUGAACUUUCUUUUGUUUUGGUUGAGAAGAGGCCACCAAUCCGCAUCGUCGAAGGGGCUCGCUGGCCGCUUUCUUUAAAGUUUAAGCGCUCCCGCGGUGGAGGCCGAAUCACUCCUGGCCACUUCGGCAUCUGCCGAUGCCGAUGCCUCCACUGCCCCUCCGCUCCGUUGCCGCUGCAUAAAUACCCCUCCUCGCCGCUCCGGGCUGACCAAGGGCUCCCCGCCUUCCGACUCCGGCAGGGAGAGGCGAAACCUUUGGUCGGUUCGUUACGCGCGUUGAUGACGGAGCUGUGGAUGGAGGUGCUGCCGCCCUACUUCGCGGGGCAGGCGGGCGGGUGGUUCCUGCUGGACAGGCGGGCCGGGCCCGGGGCGUGGACGCUCGAGGAGAACAAGAUGUUCGAGCGCGCGCUGGCGCGCGUCGACUGGGACGCGCCGGACCGGUGGGAGCGCGUGGCCGCGGUGCUGCCCAGGAGGACGGUGGCCGACGUCGCGGCGCACUACGAUGACCUGGAGGUCGAUGUCGGCUCCAUCGAGGCCGGCUUCGUACCCUUCCCCCGCUACGGCGGCUGCGGCGGCGGCACGUCGCAAUCGGCCGCCGGGUUCACGUUCGAGUGGGACGGCGACGCGGGCGGGACGGGCUUUAAUAAGCGCUCCUGCUACGUGGUUGGCGGCGGCGGCAACGAGCGCGGGCCGGACCACGAGCGCAAGAAGGGCAUCCCCUGGACGGAGGAGGAGCACAAGCUGUUCUUGAUGGGUCUGAAGAACUACGGGCGAGGGGACUGGAGGAACAUCUCGCGCAACUUCGUGAGGAGCCGGACGCCGACGCAGGUGGCCAGCCACGCGCAGAAGUACUUCAUCCGCCUCAGCUCCGGCGGCAAGGACAAGCGCCGGUCAAGCAUCCACGACAUCACCACCGUCAACCUCCCCGACGACGACGACGACGGCGAUGACGACGACACCGGCGGCGGCAACCCCCCAGUCAUCUCUGAGCAGUUGGGCGUCCUCGUCGACAGCAGGCCCCCGCCGCCGCACCCCUACCGCCACUUGUUGUUGCCGCACCCCUACGGCAACGUGAAACUCGAGCCCCGUCACGGCGGCUUCCUGGAUGACUCUGUUCUGAUGCAGAGCCACUGA